CAAUCUGAUUGGCUCAGGCAGCUGAAGCUUCAUAACAGUCAUUAACUGUCUUCAUAACGGUCUUGGCUGUUAGAGGAGCAGCAGUGCUGAGGAGCGAUAGGAUUAUUUUCAUUGAUUUUUCAAAGCGAUUUGCAGCAAAUUAUCCCUAUACCUCAUACAUUCACAUAUACCUUACCCCUAAACACAUUCCUGUACUUUCUGACACUUAUUAGCCCACACAGCAUCAUCCCUACACAUUAACACAACAUUCACUCACUCCCCUGCACAUCCAACAGUUUUUCUUGCAGGUUUUUCUCUUCUAGGUUUUCAGUCCUUACAGAUUUGCUACUGAUUGGACAAUGUCUAGCAGGCAAGAGAAGAAAAGGACAUACACCGAGGCUUUGUCACCUGACCUCGAAGUGCCGGUGAAGAAAAGAUGCAUCACGGAGGCUACAGAGAGCCCUGAAUCUACUGCCAGGGAAGACAGGAAAAGGAUGAACACCGAGGCCCUGUCACCCAACCUGGACGUGCCGGCGAUGAAGAGAUGCAUCGAAGAGGCCAGUGAGGGCCCUGAAGAUUCUGGCAGGUCUGAACCAGCUGCAGCCGCCAGCACCGACUUUUACCAACUGCUGGAAAAUCCGCAGAUUGUACACUGCCUGGCAAUAGACUCCUGCAAGAAACUUACUGAUAAGUACCUUCUGGCCAUGGUGAAGGUUUAUUUCCAGCGCGCCAAGCUCCAAGAAGAAGAGUACAACACCUUCAACUUCUUUGCAGCCCUGCUUCUGGCCAAUCAAAUGGAAGAAGAAACAAACUUCCGUGCCGUGAUUUACCCCUGGGGCCUUGGGGAUGAGUUUCCGGUAAAAUGGCAGGAGAUGAGGAGCAAAAAACUGGAGUUGUGGGAGAGGAUGGGCUUCAAAGCCUGGGUGAGCAGAUCAUCCUGUGAGGAGGCAAUGGAAGAUAACCCGACACACUGGGCAUGGAGACGUAAAAGGCACCACAACCAUGGUUUGGUCAUCAGGUUGCACGCAAGACAGAGGGGCUACUACUACUUCAAUGUCCCCGAUAUCAGCCCAGCCAUCUGCUCCCAGUGCGCGUCCAAGCCCCCACUUCCAAAGAAAGUCCGGCCAGACAAGGAGUUGCCAUUCAAGAGGAGGAUGAAGAGAAAGCUCCACCCUCAUCCUUUUCAGUGUAACAUCAGUUUUGUAUUAUAGAGUUUAGGUAACUUAUUGCCAUUUUAAUAUUAUUGCUUAUUAUAUUUUAGUACAGGUAUGGGAUCCAUAAUCUGGAAACCCAUUAUCCAGAAAGCUCAGAGUUACUGGA
Molecule: messenger RNA, 1299 nt
Organism: Xenopus laevis (African clawed frog)
Lineage: Eukaryota; Metazoa; Chordata; Amphibia; Anura; Pipidae
Product: speedy protein 1-A-like
Exons: 9
Coding region: 339-1190 (283 amino acids)
Source: RefSeq, a predicted model, not a curated record